This is a messenger RNA of Fomitopsis serialis, 516 nucleotides long. RefSeq names its product Osmotin thaumatin-like protein. Bases 1 to 516 code for a protein of 171 amino acids. The transcript is spliced from 4 exons. The record is from RefSeq and is a predicted model, not a curated record. NCBI's taxonomy places the organism in Eukaryota, Fungi, Basidiomycota, Agaricomycetes, Polyporales, Fomitopsidaceae.
AUGUUCGGAAUCGCCACUGUCAUCCUCGGUGUCUUCACCGCCCUCUCCUCCGCCUCGUUCGUGACCCUCAACAACAACUGUGAAUUCCAGGUCGACGCGGCGUUCUACCCCACCGUCGAGUUCAACCAGACCCAGACGGGCGGGUUCGCGCUGAACUCCACGCACCCCUCCGCGACGGUGCUCCUCGCGAACGACUACGACGGCCAGAUCUGGGGCCGCACGGGCUGCGACGCGAACGGCAACUGCGCCACUGGCCAAUGCCCCGGCGGCGAGAGCUGCACGGGCCCGACGUCGGGGACGGCGACGAUCGCGCAGUUCGCCCUCAACGUGACGAACGGACAGGACUCGUUCGGUGUGAGUGAAGUCGACGGGUAUAAUAUCCCGGUGACUAUCACGCCCGGCCCAGGAUGCUCGGUCGCGGCUGUGGACUGCACCGGUCCGGACGGCGAGGGUAAUGGCUGCGGCCAAACCUUCCAAUGCACUACGACCACGGCGUACACCUUGACGUUCUGCUAG